This is a messenger RNA of Nothobranchius furzeri (turquoise killifish), 2694 nucleotides long. RefSeq names its product zinc finger protein 615. Gene Ontology annotation, molecular function: sequence-specific DNA binding; DNA-binding transcription factor activity, RNA polymerase II-specific. The record is from RefSeq and is a predicted model, not a curated record. Gene Ontology annotation, cellular component: nucleus. Lineage: Eukaryota; Metazoa; Chordata; Actinopteri; Cyprinodontiformes; Nothobranchiidae. Gene Ontology annotation, biological process: regulation of transcription by RNA polymerase II.
UCCAUUACAAAUAAACCCCACAAUUUUAUCAAAACCAUUUUAAAUGUCUCAAAAUAAGACAUGGUGACAAAACUUGUGCAAAAGAGUAUAUUAUUGAAUAACGAUACAUGAAGCCUGAAACAUGUUCAAACAAUUUCUAAACAAAAUGUCAGGUGUCAUGUAAUUUAAGAUAUAAAGCAGCAUCAUUCCAAUUAGGACCACUGAUCUAUCGAGUAAAGGUUCCAUAAUCAGCAUUUUCCUUUGCUAGGCUGGAAAACAUUGGAGAAAUAAUAUCACAAGUCAAAAUGGCACAUCCUAAAAUAUUUCAUCAAAGUAAUUUCUCAAAAAAUACUCUUGUUUUUAUUUAGUAAAUCUGUGUCAUCCCAGAAGUGGUGCAUCUGUGUUGAAAAAAUCUGACAAUUUAAUUGCAAUUAAAUUUAUUUUAUGGUUGCACCUUCGAAAUCAUCAGAAAUGUUGGGGUGGAAAAAUGAUCUGUUUGAAAUACCUCCGGGAGGUGGCAGUAUACUGUGGGGUAGUCGGAUGUAGCGCUGCUGAAAGGCGCGCUCUGCAGAAGAAAACGUUUCCUCUCCCCCUCCUCUUGUUUAGAAUGAGGGAAGAGAAAACAGCUACCUGCCUGUGCUAACACCGGUGAGAGAGGCAAGAAGUAGAUGUCCAACGGAACGACAUUAGACUAACUGUAACAUCGUCCUGUUCACGCUAUGUCACGGUUCUGAUUCAUUCUCACUUUUACGUGAAGCAAAGGUGUUCUAGAGGGCUCAACAUCAGCAGUGAUCACACCUCCAAGCCCAGCCUGGUUAUGAAGAGCGUAAACAAGAUGCAGCAGAUCUUCCUGAUGGAUGGUGUCACUGAAGACUUUAUGGAUAGGGGACAUGUUUGCUUCAACUGUGAGCAGAUAUUCGCUAAUCGAAAAUGCCUGGAGGACCAUGUGUGUCCCAAAACAAGUUUCAUUUGCUCUUGUGGAACAGAGUUUACUCUGUACAAUGACAUGCUGGAGCACAGCGACACACAUGAGCCAGGGCAUCAAGCGCUUGAUCAUAGAGUCAUAAAGAAGCGCAGGUUUGAGAAGUACAAAGAGGAGGAGGCGAAACUCAAAAGGCUGCAGAAAGGCGAUGUUAUUUGGAGUGCACCAUCUGUUUCAGGACGCAACACUUCAGCUAAUACUUCACAAAAUUCUGUGAGGACUCUGAAUGUUAAACAAGUACCUGAGAUGAACCCCAGUCUGUCUGAAGCAUCUCUUUCAAAUACUCUCCCCUCUGCAAAAGACACACAGAAAACUAUUUCAAGUGCUGGUGCACCGACUGUGGAUCUCUGGACACUUUAUCAGCCAGUUGUGCUUUUGAAACCAAUUCGCAAGUUUCCAAAGCCAUACACGUGUGGCAAAUGUGGACAGGGUUUUAUGUCGAAGGUCUCUCUCACUUCCCACAGCAACUCGCACGUCGCAGAUAAAGUUUGUGGAUGUAUAGGUUGUGGCCUCUUGCUCUCUAGUAGAAAGUUUGUGCCUCGCUUCCAUACUUGUACCUCCCCAACAAGUAACAGCAAAUUCAGGCUCAUCACGGCUAAACCACCACAUUUUAAGUCACCAAAUGUAAGAAAAAAUCUCUUUGCUCAGCAACGUUUGGCUACUUCUGCUGGGCAGCUUAAAAAUCACAGUCCUACUACACCUGGUAAAGGUGUUCAAGUGUCUCGUACCACCUCACCGAAGAAAAACAUUAAUAUAAAAACAUACAAAGGUAACAUUACUCAAGGGGCUCCAGUCCGUACACUUUUGCCGGCAAAGCGCCAGAAUCCCACUGCGAUCAAGGCUGUUGCUGGUGCCUCCAAGAGUUCAAACUCCAAUGAACUCAACCAAAACGGUCAGAAACAUUCUGUCUCUUCAAAUGCAGACCUCCCAGGCCCUGCAAACCAAGCUCCACUGGAUGCCGAUGCUGAGUUCAAGUGUCGGGUCUGUCAUCUGCCUUUCAAAACCCCUCUGAUACUUCAAAGGCACAAAUGUAUCAAAGCACAGGAGUUUAUGGCAAAGCAUUUGAUGGCUGGCAAAUCGCAGCAGAGAAUCACUAGGCCAGCAGUGAGACCCAUUUCUGUCCAGGUAAACGGCAACAAGAAGCCAGAAUGUUCACCCUCUGUUAGCGCAAAGAAGAACCCAAUUGCACCCGUCAAUCUGGACAAAGGAAAGUCUGACGUUCCUGUAAAUGGGAACACAGUGGUGGAUGAUGAUGAUGAUGAUGACUGUUACAUUGUUGAGGGUGGGUCAGAAAAACCUGCUGAGGUGAUUUACCAAGUGACCUCAUCUGUACCCAUCAAGAGUUGAUGGGUCAUCUGCGGGUGCUUUGGCUUAAAAAACAAGGCAACUAAAGUGUUGAAUGGCUCACUGCUUUUAAAGUCCGAGAGUAGUACUGCUAAUGCGUUUUUGUUCAGAUUAGUAUGACGGUAAAGUAAUGAUUCCACAAGAGUGUAAUGUUGCCCCUAGAAUGGAACUGUGUUAUUCACUGAAACUCGUGCAUAGCUUUUCUGUGUUUGAUGAGAUAACCAGUUACUGUAUAAUAGUCUUUGUUUCUGUGUUUUCAUUCUGUUUUAGUAGGACGGGAAUGUGUUGUGAACCUGUGGGACUCCGCCCUAAUUCCUUGUGUGUUCACGCCAGAUUGUUGAAGUUUAUUGAUACACCAUAUAAGGCAUUAAAGUAUAUUUUCAAACUUG